This is a messenger RNA of Symbiodinium pilosum, 210 nucleotides long. The record is from the annotation of a GenBank genome assembly. Lineage: Eukaryota; Dinophyceae; Suessiales; Symbiodiniaceae.
AUGUCCUCAUCCUUUCGCUUGCAUCGGCCUGUCCACUUCGCUCCGGACCGGCGCACGCAUGAGCGACACGUUGGAGAAGUGGACAGGUUGUUGAGGGACAUCAAAGGGCACCCCAAGAUCUUCGUCGCUCGAGUGAACACUAGGCGCAGAUUCUUGGCCAUCCUAUCGAACCAGCCGGGAGAAGUCACAAAGGCAAAGUCAAUCUUCUGA